This is a messenger RNA of Amaranthus tricolor (Joseph's coat), 3199 nucleotides long. RefSeq lists its product as uncharacterized. The record is from RefSeq and is a predicted model, not a curated record. The transcript has 26 exons. Bases 174 to 3020 code for a protein of 948 amino acids. Lineage: Eukaryota; Viridiplantae; Streptophyta; Magnoliopsida; Caryophyllales; Amaranthaceae. Gene Ontology annotation, cellular component: cytoplasm. Gene Ontology annotation, molecular function: kinase activity; ATP hydrolysis activity; ATP binding.
CCGAUUUCAUUAGUGGGCAACAGUCAACACAAACAAUUUUGUUUAUUUUUUUGGAAACUAAAAGGAAUAAAAUUCCUAAUCUGUACUCCAAUUUGAAGAAAAGCAACAAGUAUUUGCAGAAUCUUGUUAACUUGAAUUGAUUUCCAAUUCCAAAAGCAAGGUUUUGGUGAUGAAUGAUGAUGGAUGAUGAAGUUGUACAGCGAGUAUUUCAAGAAGGCGGUAGAGAUUACAUUCAAAAACCAGCCACUUGUUCUUCUUCCUCUUCCUCUUCUAUUCUUCAAUCUCUUCCUCUUCAUGUGUCUUUUGAUCAUGGAUGCUAUUUGCUUAUCAAAUCAAUUCAAGAACUACGAGAAAAGAGGAAGGCUCUUGUUACUGUUGGAAUUGGAGGUCCUAGUGGCUCCGGGAAAACCAGCUUGGCAGAGAAGGUGACUUCUGUCAUAGGAUGCACUGUUAUAUUAAUGGAGAAUUAUCGCAAAGGAACCGAAGAUUUAAAUGACUUGGAUUCCAUAGACUUUGACGCCUUAGUUGCUAAUCUACAGGAUUUGAUGAAUGGUGAAGAUACUAGAAUACCAGUAUUUGAUUUCCAAGAAAAACGACGUGUUGGCUCGACAAUCAUAAGGGGCACCUCAUCUGGAGUAGUGAUUGUUGAUGGUACAUAUGCUUUGCAUGCAAAAUUGCGGUCAUUGUUGGACAUUCGAGUUGCAGUGGUUGGUGGUGUUCAUUUUAGUCUGCUGUCCAAGGUUCGGUAUGACAUUGGAGAUUCUUGCUCCCUGGAUAAUCUCAUUGAUAGCAUAUUUCCCUUGUUUAGAAAGCACAUUGAGCCAGACCUUCAUCAUGCACAGAUCAGAAUCAACAACAGCUUUGUCUCAUCUUUUAGAGAGGCGAUCUACAAGCUCAAAUGUAAAAGCGAGUCACCAAAUGAACAUUCUGAUUAUGCGUUGAGUGGACAGGAUGUACAAACAGACAAUUUUAUUGAGAUGUACCUUCGACCCCCUUCAUCAAAUGAAGAAGCUCGUAUCAACGAUUGGAUCAAGGUGCGUCAAUCUGGAAUUCGGUAUUAUCUCUCUCUUGGUGACCAGAGGAUUGUCGACAAACAUUUUAUCAUCCGACCUAAGGCAGAAUUUGAGGUUGGGAAGAUGACACUUGGUGGAUUGCUUCAACUUGGUUAUACAGUUGUUAUGAGUUACAAAAGGGCAUCACUAACUUUCAACUUUAGAGAAGUUUCACUAGCUUUCGAAACAAUUGACUCUCUUGGUGAAACAUUCAUGGUGGUGAGGGGUACUAACCGAAAGACCGUUGGGGCUGAAGCAUUGAGAAUGGGUGUUUGUGGACCCUGGAUUACAAAAUCAUACUUAGAGCUGAUCCUCGAUCAGAAAGGAGUAUCACCACUCUUAGCAAGCACCUCAACAACUAAUCAAGAAGGAACAAUUCCUUCACCACAGCCUAUUCGCGUAACUCCUAAUAAACUUGAAGAUCUGUCACAACCAUGGACUCGAUCACCAACCAAGUCUAAAAUGGAACCCAUUUUAGCAACAUGGCACUUCAUCUCAACAGUUCCUUCAGGUGCUGAUGCUUCCGUGUUUGAUCCCUCUUCUUUCAGGGACAACUUGCAGCUUGCUCCAAUGCCUGAAUCAUAUGACUUUGAUCGAGGGUUAUUGUUAGCUGUUCAAGCUAUACAGGCUCUUUUAGAGAGUAAAGGUCUUCCAGUCAUAGUUGGCAUAGGUGGUCCAAGUGGAUCUGGAAAAACAAGUUUGGCUCAUAAAAUGGCCAACAUAAUUGGCUGUGAGGUUGUUUCCCUUGAGAAUUACUACAAGUCUGAGUAUGUAAAGGAUUACAAGUAUGAUGACUUCAGCUCCCUUGAUAUUUCUUUACUCUCAAAGAAUAUUGAUGACAUAAGGAAGAGACGGAGAACUAAAAUACCCAUUUUCGAUAUGGAGAGUGGGUUGCAGAGUGGCUUUGAGGACUUGGAAGUUUCUGAAGAUUGUGGAGUGGUUAUUUUUGAAGGGGUUUACUCUCUGCAUCCUGAUAUUAGGAGGUCGUUGGACUUAUGGAUCGCAGUUGUGGGAGGUGUCCAUUCACACCUUAUUUCUAGAGUUCAAAGGGACAAGAACAGAGUUGGUUUUUUUAUGUCUCAAAAUGAUAUUAUGAUGGCAGUGUUUCCCAUGUUCCAGCAGCAUAUCGAACCACAUCUUGUCCAUGCACAUCUCAAAAUCCGGAACGACUUUGAUCCUGUUUUAUCUCCUGAAAGCUCUUUGUUUGUCUUAAAAAGUAACAGACAAGUGGCUUACAAAGAUAUACUGAAAAUUCUCGACUCUACUAAGGUUUGCAGCUCUGUCCAGAAUUUUGUUGAUAUUUAUCUUAGGCUCCCUGGAAUACCUACUAAUGGGAACUUGACGGAAAGUGAUUGUAUACGUGUUAGAAUAUGUGAAGGAAGAUUUGCAUUGCUGAUUCGAGAGCCAAUAAGAGAAGGAAACUUUAUCAUCCAACCAAAAGUUGAUUUCGAUAUCAGUGUAAGCACAGUGGUUGGCCUUCUUAACCUUGGGUACCAAGCUGUAGCAUACAUUGAAGCAUCAGCUUUCAUAUACCAAGAUGGAAAGAUUCUCGUGGAGGUUGAUAAUUUGCAAGAUGUCCCUAGUCCUUACAUUCAAAUCAAAGGGGUUCAAAAGGAAGCUGUAGUGGCUGCUGGUUCAAUUCUUAAGCUUGAUGGAUCAUACACCACUAAGAGUUAUCUGCAAAUAAUUUUGGAGACAUUGCCAGCUUUGGAAAUAAGCCCUAGUGGAGUCCACACUCAGCAAGCUGCAAGAUUGCAGGAACUAGUAGAAUUUAUUCAGUCUCAGGGAAGUAGUUCAUCGUCAGAAUCCUCUCCAUGCAGAGAAGGGGCAGCAAUUGACAGCGCAAUCGAAGACCUGCAGUGUAGAAUCAAGAGGCUUGAACGGUGGCAAACAAUCAACACUGUACUAUGGACUUUCUUAAUGUCAGCUCUCAUAGGUUAUUCACUUUAUCAAAGACGACGGCGGUAGGUCAUAAUUUUAUCUUUUUUCUCACUAAAAUGGCUGGUACUGAAAUUUGUCAAGAAAUCCCUUCUGUUGGACAUAUGAAGUGGAUGAAAUUCCUUGCUUGUAUACAAAUCUCAGAAAAGGUUAAUAUAAUAUAUAGAUUUGGGUGGUGAUGUGUUAUUUUCCGUCCACCUCUUUUGCUA